Molecule: messenger RNA, 966 nt
Organism: Drosophila arizonae
Lineage: Eukaryota; Metazoa; Arthropoda; Insecta; Diptera; Drosophilidae
Product: alpha-1,6-mannosyl-glycoprotein 2-beta-N-acetylglucosaminyltransferase-like
Biological process (GO): oligosaccharide biosynthetic process; protein N-linked glycosylation
Cellular component (GO): Golgi membrane; Golgi stack
Molecular function (GO): alpha-1,6-mannosylglycoprotein 2-beta-N-acetylglucosaminyltransferase activity
Source: RefSeq, a predicted model, not a curated record
GCAACUAGUUACCUGCCGCGCUUGAUAGAAAGCCUUUCUCAUGCCAACGGCAUUUCCGACGUAUUGCUUAUAUUCUCAUAUGAUUUUUUUGAUGAGCAAAYCUAUGAUUCAGUGCUAGCGAUUGAGUUUUGUAAGGUGAUGCAAAUCUUCUAUCCACAUUCCAUACAGCUGCAUCCACAUAGUUUUCCUGGCAGCGAUCCGAAUGACUGUCCCCGCAAAAUGUCGAAAUUAAAGGCCUUAAUCAUGAAUUGUAAUAAUGCUCUCAGUCCAGAUCUGCAUGGUAACUACAGAGUCGCCGAAUAUACGGAGAAGAAACAUCAUUGGUGGUGGAAGGCCAACUACGUUUUCCAUAAGCUUGAAGUAACCAAGAAUUUUACUGGUUUAGUUUUAUUCCUGGAGGAAGAUGUUAUAGUAGCAGAAGAUUUUUUGUUUGUGCUCUACAAAAUGCAGAAAUUUGCCAAGAAGCUAUGCGCGCAUUGCAAUAUUUUUAGUCUGGGUAGCGAUCUGGGUUCUCUCAAGUCUGAUUCCAAACGAGAUGAUAAUGCAUAUUCCAAGGUUCAAUAUGCAGCUUGGUCAAGUGAACAACAUGCUGUUGCAGUCGCCUUCAAUGCAAGCACCUGGUCUGAAAUCCAUACUUGUGCUCAAGAGUUUUGCACAUACGACGAUUAUAAUUGGGACAAAUCAUUGGAGCACAUAGGCGAAACGUGCAUCAAAGGCGGUCUUAAUGUGCUUACUGUCAAGAAAUCUCGGGUUUAUUCCACUCGAAAUGGCUCAUAUCUGAACAUGUCUAAGGCACAUCUGGAGCUUAGUUCAGCCAGUGAACUUGGCCAGCUUUAUCCGACCACACUCAAAUUAUCCAGAUCAAUUCUAAAAGCUGCAACUCAGCAGCCUAUCGAGGUCAUAAAAAGUGGGGAUUGGAGUGAUCCACGUGAUCAUCGGCUUUGCUUAAACUCAGCUUAUGGCUAA